Fimicolochytrium jonesii is the source of this 1649-nucleotide messenger RNA. RefSeq lists its product as uncharacterized. The coding region runs from base 1 to 1260 and encodes 419 amino acids. Lineage: Eukaryota; Fungi; Chytridiomycota; Chytridiomycetes; Spizellomycetales; Powellomycetaceae. The record is from RefSeq and is a predicted model, not a curated record. The transcript has 5 exons.
AUGUGGAUGAGGCCCGCGACCAGGAGAUUCGGAUACGCCAAAGGAGCGACAGUCAGGCGAGCUAGCUGGUCCUCCCUCCAGAUUGCACCGAACCUCCGUGUGAGUGUUACCAGAUCUGGAUUGCCGACUGAUGUGCGAGCGCUCCACGAUCGCGAUGAGGCGUCCCCCGCCCAAGUAACGAAUCCCCUCUCGGACAUGACAGAGAUUACCAUCAAGACAGCGAGAGCACCCCGAAACUCGAUAUCAAAACCCACCGCCCACCAUCCCACGAACCAGGCCGACCUUAAUCGAUCGCCUCCGAACCUUCUGCGACAUGAGCCUUCCACGGGUUCCUCGAAACCCGCAUCCGAGAGUGGGAGAGCUCCGUCGUUGUGCUUGCGUGAACCUGAGAAGGCCACUCCCACCGCAACCGUGCGUGAAACUCAGCCCGAUGUGCAAAUCGAGCCCGCUUCUACUGUUAUCCGUACACUCAGAGGCGUCUCGGAAUCGACCACGACCACCACGGAAAUCCAGACGGGCACAGCCACUUCAGCUGUUACUGUCCGCCCGACAGAGACGGAGAGUGCAUCCACCGUUACCUGUUCGCAUCCGAGGCUGCAGAUUGCGGCGAGACUUCGGAUUGCAGCGGCACCACGGUCGUUCAUUAACGGCGCAGCAAGGAAAGGGGCCAGGCCAUCAAGAGGCGCUUUGUCACCCGGCGGCGUUACGGGUUCCCUUUCGGUGACGGUCACCGUUUCCGCAGGCCCCGGUUCAGUAACCUUGGGGGUGGAAGCUGGCUGGGACACAGUGGUCGUAGAAGCCCGGAGCGUCGACACGGAAACGCUACCUACUCGAGAUCGGAAGUACGCAGCGAUGGUGCUGAGUAUCAGCCGCACGGCUAUGAGCAGAAAGCGAGGUCCUCGAAUAUGGGUGGCCUUAUCUCUGGCGUGUGCUACCUCCACACUUCCAGCAUCAGGGCGCCACUGCUACGAUGGGGGGCACAGGGGCGCCGCCGAGCCAAGCAGUGCUGGUCCCGUGGUCACCAUCAAAGCUGAACGCCAUCAAGCCGAGAUGUACAGGGGCAUUUUCGCAGCUGACGGUGUAGCAAGGGCAUUUUUCUGGCAUGAGAGUAGUGGAUCCUCUGGCGUCGCGUACAGUAUGCGGAACGAAGCGGCCAGCGUUUCGCUCACUCGCUAUCUUCUCCAAUCUUUGGCCUGGCAGGGCGGUUGUCGAAUGUCUGAGCUUACGCUGCUUCCCAUCGGAUCACGGCACAAGGGAUGAUACUUUGUGCCACUUGCUGGAUGACGACAGAAGACUGAGUUUCGGAGAGGGAAAGGGCAGAAUAUGCAAAGUUGCAUGCUGAGAUGGACAAACUCAAAGCCGCUUUACGAAAUUAGAUUCAUUGUAUCAUGAAAUAGACCAACGUGUAUUUCCAUAAGGCGAUCGCAGCUGGCGCAGCCUUUAAUUAGGAACUUCUCCACUGCUCGGAUCGUCUUGCGGAGCACAUCUUUCAACUUCGUGUCGCUGACGGUCACGUACUUGUUGAUGAACCGGGUGAGAAUAGGCCCCUCGGCCUCGUUUUAUCGAUAAAACAAACGCGGGCAUGUUAAGCCCUCUCGCGCACCGCUAACUACUGUAGCAAUAGUCACAGACAAAAAAGCAAACGGAUA